Messenger RNA from Prorocentrum cordatum, 2417 nucleotides. Lineage: Eukaryota; Dinophyceae; Prorocentrales; Prorocentraceae. The record is from the annotation of a GenBank genome assembly.
AGUAAAUAUUUUGGCUCAAGCCGCUCUGGCUCGAUCUGAUCGUAGAGUCUUUGCCGUUGGACGUUUGCCUGAACGCUAGCAGCCCCCUUGAGGCUAUGGCAGAAACAUUCGCGUUCAAUGCCGACAUUCAGCAGCUCAUGAGCUUGAUUAUCAACACGUUCUACUCCAAUAAGGAAGUCUUCCUUCGCGAGCUGAUCUCCAAUGCUUCCGAUGCCCUUGACAAGAUCCGAUACGAGUCCAUUACAGACCCAGACAAGAUUGAGGCGCAGCCCAAUUUCUAUAUCAAGAUUGUCCCCGACAAGACAAACUCCACCAUCACGAUCGAGGAUUCUGGCAUCGGCAUGACCAAGAAUGAGCUGAUCAACAACCUAGGCACCAUCGCCAAGUCUGGCACCAAGGCCUUCAUGGAGGCAAUGGCUGCUGGCGGCGACAUCUCCAUGAUCGGGCAGUUCGGAGUGGGCUUCUACUCCGCGUAUCUCGUCUCAGACAAGGUGCGUGUGAUCAGUAAGAACAACGACGACGAGCAGUACAUCUGGGAGUCUGGAGCCGGCGGCUCCUUCACUGUGCAGAAGGAUACAGAGAUGGUGCACGGGGAAGUCAAGCGCGGCACUAAGAUCAUUUGCUUUUUGAAGGAGGACCAGUCGGAGUUCCUGGAGGAGCGCCGCUUGAAGGAUCUGGUAAAGAAGCACUCGGAAUUCAUUGGAUUCCCGAUUGAGUUGUACGUGGAGAAGUCGAAGGAGAAGGAGGUAACGGAUUCCGAGGACGAAGAGGAGGAGAAGAAGGAUGAGGAUAAAGAAGGUGACGAGCCGAAGAUCGAGGAGGUUGAUGAGGAGAAAGAGAAGGAGGAGAAGAAGAAGAAGACCAAGAAGGUCAAGGAAGUAUCCCACGAAUGGGAGCAGCUCAACAAGAACAAGCCGUUGUGGAUGCGCAAAUCCGAGGACGUCACCAAUGAGGAAUACGCCUCGUUCUACAAGUCACUGUCCAACGACUGGGAGGACCACCUGGCGGUGAAGCACUUUAGCGUAGAGGGUCAACUGGAGUUUCGCGCGCUGCUCUUCGUGCCGCGUCGGGCUCCCUUCGACCUGUUCGAGUCCAAGAAGAAGAGCAACAACAUCAAGCUGUACGUUCGACGCGUCUUCAUCAUGGACGACUGCGACGAGCUGAUGCCUGGCUGGCUCAAUUUCGUGAAGGGCGUGGUUGACUCCGAGGACUUGCCGCUGAACAUCUCCCGCGAGACUCUGCAGCAGAACAAGAUCCUGCGUGUUAUCAAGAAAAACCUCGUCAAGAAGUGCCUCGAGAUGUUCGCGGAAAUUGCCGAGAAGAAGGACGACUACAAAAAAUUCUACGAGCAGUUCGGCAAGUGCCUCAAGCUGGGCGUGCACGAGGACUCCACCAAUCGCACCAAGGUUGCGGAGCUCAUGCGCUACCACACCUCGAAGUCUGGAGACGAGACGAUCAGUCUGAAGGAGUACAUCGACCGCAUGAAGGAAGGGCAGAAUGACAUCUACUACAUCACGGGGGAGAGCAUCGCAGCGGUGUCGUCGUCACCCUUCCUGGAGACGCUACGCAAGAAGGGCCUCGAGGUCCUUUACAUGACCGAUCCCAUCGAUGAAUACACCGUUCAGCAGCUGAAGGAGUUCGACGGCAAGAAGCUCAAGUCGACGACCAAAGAGGGUCUGGACCUCGAGGACGAGGACGAAAAGAAAAAACUCGAAGAACUGAAGGCAGAGUUUGAGCCGCUGACGAAGCUCAUGAAGGAGGUGCUGGGCGACAAGGUGGAGAAAGUUGUGAUCAGUUCGCGCAUGGCGGACUCGCCUUGCGUGUUGACGACCUCGGAGUACGGCUGGUCCGCCAACAUGGAGCGCAUCAUGAAAGCGCAGGCUCUCAGGGAUAAUUCCAUGACCUCUUACAUGGUGUCCAAAAAGACCAUGGAGGUCAACCCCAAGCACUCCAUCAUGUCCGAGCUGAAGAAGAAGGCGUCUGCAGACAAAUCGGACAAGACAGUCAAGGAUCUGAUCUGGCUUCUCUUCGACACGUCUCUGCUUACCUCAGGCUUCAAUCUGGACGAGCCUACGCAGUUUGCAGGGCGCAUCCACCGCAUGAUCAAGCUUGGCCUCAGCAUUGAUGACGAUGACGAAGGCCUUGGGGAUGACGAAGACCUGCCCCCUCUCGAGGAGGUCGAGGGCGCCGCUGACGAGGCAUCGAAGAUGGAGGAGGUCGACUGAUUUAGUCGGGCCUUCCAAGUAAGACCUCACAUGUGGUACUCCACGCGAUCGGCGCUGCUGGGCGGACUGCCGCAUGGGCAUUCUUUGCGCACUAACAGCCGCGACGUCUGGUCACGCGUAUAGUCAUGACGUCUCAUUGACAUAGACGCGCAUCGCCGCGCGCGCAUCGUGGGAUGCACAGGGAAAAAAAAC